Heteronotia binoei (common prickly gecko) is the source of this 1100-nucleotide messenger RNA. RefSeq names its product UFM1 specific peptidase 1 (inactive) (gene UFSP1). NCBI's taxonomy places the organism in Eukaryota, Metazoa, Chordata, Lepidosauria, Squamata, Gekkonidae. The transcript is spliced from 2 exons. The record is from RefSeq and is a predicted model, not a curated record. The coding region runs from base 71 to 742 and encodes 223 amino acids.
AGCCCGGCGGGGGGGGGGGGGAACUUGCUUAACGUAAGAGCCACGUGCAAUAGAUGCCUGCCUCUCUAGGAUGCAGCUGCUCUCUGAUGUGCACGUGGGCCUCCCCCUGCCAGCCGUGCCAGAUCAACUGGCUCUCCUCUCUGGCUCCUACCGCUAUUACCACUACGGCUGCGACGGCGUGGACGAUCGUGGUUGGGGCUGUGGCUACCGUACGUUCCAGACUGUGUGUUCUUGGCUAGCGGAGGCUGGCUCGGAAGAGGUUGUCGCCCGGCGCGUCCCUUCGCUGAGGGAGAUCCAGCAGGCCCUGGUGGAGAUGGGGGAUAAACCUCCUUCGUUCUCCGGCUCCCGGGAGUGGAUUGGCACCGUGGAAGCAGCCCUCUGCAUGGACCACUUCUAUGCUGUGCCGGGCAGGCUUGUCCACGUUCACCGGGGCAGAGACUUGGAAAAGGAACUGGAGUCCUUGUACGCUCACUUCCGGGGCGGUGGGGGUCCUGUGAUGGUGGGAGGAGACAGAGACCACUCCGCCAAGGCGCUGUUAGGCGUUUCCUCUGGCCCCCAAGGGCCCCAUCUGCUGGUUCUCGAUCCUCACUAUUUCGGCUCAGCAGGGUCCCUGACUCGGGCUCAGCUGCAAGCCAGGGGCUGGGUUUGUUGGCGGGCGCUUAGCUUCUUCGAAGGUGGCUCCUUCUACAACCUCUGCUUUCCCCAAGCCAGGAGCAGAGGGCACCCCGUGGGAAAGGGGUGAGGGCAGUGGCAGUGUCCUAUUCCUUUAAGGAGAUUGGGAACUGCCAGAGAUUGAGUCAUCCUUGGUUACAGAUGGUACAUUGUCAUCAGGUGUAAGCCACUUAACCAAUUUGUAAUGUGAUUGGCUAAGGAAUGCAGGAGCCAGUUACCAGUUCAAUGUGGGAUAGGAAAGAAGGAUACCAGCGUGGCAUACUGUUUGGAUGGAUAUUGAAUUGAUGACUUUGGACUGUGUUUUGACUAUUCUCUUGGACUCUGUAUUUGUACCUCUGCCUGGCUCUACUUGUGUGUAAGCGUAUGACUAUUGGACUGUCUAUUGACUCUGUUACCUGCCUGAACCCAAUACAGUUCGUUGAACCUGC